AUGAAGUUGAUUUACCUCGGUUUACUGAGCAACCUCCUGAACUCGCCUUCCUUAACCCACGCUGCUAAUGUGGCUGUAAGGAAGAUUGGGAAGGACGCUAUGAUUAAAAACAACAAGGUUACGUGGAUGGGAGAAGAUGGCUUUCAAGAUGGCUUUUCAUGCCCAGAUACCCAUGUCCUCCAACCAAGUGCUGAUCAGCAGUCUGCUUCCUGCUGCUUGCCCGGCCUAACUCUCAAGGGCAGUUCUACCACGUCGUUUGACUGCUGCGCUGAAGGUCACGAUUUAGCUGGCUCUGAGGCUGUCGGUUAUAUCUGCUGUCCCACUGGACAGAUCUACGACGGGAAGGUUUGUAAGAACGGCAAACCACUCAUGGAGGGUAAAUGUGCUUGCUCCGAGGAUAAGAAUGUGACCUCUGAGGGAUGCUGCGAACCUGAGGAAUGCUCAUCCGGGCUGAAAACUGGAAAAUGCUAUACGUUCAAGGAGAGCAACGGCUACCUUCUCGGCUACCUCCGUACUGGAAAAUACUAUAAUGCAGCUCCAGAUAGCAGAGAUCGCAUCUUUGGAAAGUUCCAGCUCUGCAGAGACCAGAUGUGUAACCCGGGACGUCCAAUCAACGCCGGAGACGAGCUUUACAUCAAAGACCUCCACGGAACCCCUAUGGACGGAGCAGAUGCAGGUCAGUGGAUGAAUAAUGCAGCUGACGGGCCCCAUAUCGGCAAGACCCCAAACUUUGCAAUGGCGGGCAGAUUUGCAAUCACCAAGUGGCCUUGCGGCAAAUACUGCAUUACAGGGGCUGAACUAGGCCUUGGACCUGCAUGUCCGGCGGAUCAGCCCGCUCUUACGUUUUACACGCGGUCUUCCGAGCCAUGCGUCCCAUAUGAACUUACGGAGGUUCCAUGCAGCGUGAGAAGUAUCAAAAAUAACUGCAUCUGGUACAAUGGCAAGGACCAAUGCUGUAACAAGAUUGACUGUUCAGAGAGAAAAUGCCACAAAUAA
This is a messenger RNA of Trichophyton rubrum CBS 118892, 996 nucleotides long. RefSeq lists its product as uncharacterized. Lineage: Eukaryota; Fungi; Ascomycota; Eurotiomycetes; Onygenales; Arthrodermataceae. The transcript is spliced from 2 exons. The record is from RefSeq and is a predicted model, not a curated record. The coding region runs from base 1 to 996 and encodes 331 amino acids.